This is a messenger RNA of Solanum stenotomum, 613 nucleotides long. RefSeq names its product 50S ribosomal protein L31, chloroplastic. Gene Ontology annotation, molecular function: structural constituent of ribosome. Lineage: Eukaryota; Viridiplantae; Streptophyta; Magnoliopsida; Solanales; Solanaceae. The record is from RefSeq and is a predicted model, not a curated record. Gene Ontology annotation, biological process: translation. Gene Ontology annotation, cellular component: ribosome. The coding region runs from base 72 to 461 and encodes 129 amino acids. The transcript is spliced from 2 exons.
UAAGCAAUCUAAUCUUCAACCCGUUCCUCUUUUCUCCAUCUCUCAUUCCUUUUUCUGCAAAAAUACCAACAAUGGCGCUCACUCUCUCCAACACUUUCCUUCAAAAAAAUGUCGCUCCCCCUGCAUUCUCCCCCAAGAAGAUGGGAAUUGGGAGCAAUCAAAUGCGAUGGAGCUGCAGGAAGAAGGACAUACACCCGCAAUUCUACGAUGACGCUAAGGUUUACUGUAAUGGAGAGCAUGUGAUGACAACGGGGGGAACAAAGAAUGAGUACACAGUUGAUGUUUGGUCAGGUAAUCAUCCUUUUUAUCAAGGUAGUCGUUCACAGCUACUUCUUGAUGCUGACCAGGUAGAGAAAUUCAGGAAGAAGUUUAGUGGGUUAACACAGAUUAUGCAAAUUCCAACUCUCAAAGGAGAGAUUGUGCUUCCUCCUAAGAAGAAGAAACCUACUAAGAAGAAGUAGACUUUAUUGUGUGUUUGUAAUUCCCUUAGUUCGUUUCGUAAAUGAGGAAAUUGUUGGAGAAUUAGGGGUUUUGUGUUUGUAUUUUGAUGGUUUCAAUUCUGAACUCAGUCUAUUAUUUGAAAUGGAAGUAUAAAAAUUGAGUCUUUGUUCUU